AUGAAAUCUCAGUCAAGAAGCACUUUGGAACAAUCAACAUUUGUUGAGGUUGUUGUUAAUGGAAAUCCAUUUCCUAACGUAAUAUGGUAUAAAGAGAAAAUUGAAAUAGCUGAGAGUGUUAAGGUUAAAACAGAAGUUGAUAUAAUAACAGGUACUGCUGGUCUAUUAAUACCGCCAUGUCGUCAAACGAAUGACUCAUCUUAUGCUAUUACAUUACAAAACGAACAUGAGAAGGCAGGUAGCGGCGGUGAUGAUAAUAGAUCUGGUUCACGUAAUUCGAUUAUAAUUGAUGAUCGACAACCAUCACUUCGUCGUGUUGAUCAAGAAAAUUUACUUAAAGUUGGACGAGAUUCCAAAACACGUCGACCAUCAUUAGCUGAUGUUAUAUCAAAUUGA
Molecule: messenger RNA, 396 nt
Organism: Adineta steineri
Lineage: Eukaryota; Metazoa; Rotifera; Eurotatoria; Adinetida; Adinetidae
Source: the annotation of a GenBank genome assembly